GCGGGUCCCACUCCCCUGGUGCCACCUUUUUUUGUCUUCAUCUUCUCUGCCUCUUUCAUUUUCAUAUCUCCCUCUACUUUUCUCCCUUCCAUCGAAAAUGGUUUGGGUUAGGGAUUCACUCUUGGCCCUUGCAAGUUUUGUAACCUUAAUGAUCGCAGCUUCCCAUUUUCUUCUAGUUCAGGACAGCAACUGGGCCAACGGACCUUCUCGAACAGCUCGAGCAAGGAUUUUUUGGUUCGUGUUUGGCUGUUACAUCUGUAUUUUGUUUGUAGUUGUCAAAUGGAAUAGGAAUGUAAGGAGGUUGCUUCGAUUUGAAAUCCCUGAACCCAUAAUCCUUUACUAUGGUUUUGUGUUUAACAUUCUGCUAUCUGUCGCAUUUCCUGAACAAACACUACUUGAUAUCGUAAUUUGUUCUCUUCUAGCUUAUUCACUGUUCUCUCUCAUAGAAAUAGUACAACCCACAAUCAAUUUGGGAACGUUGGGCUUGGUGUUGUCUGUGCUUUCCUACAAAGUUUGCGUAACUGACACUCUUUGGAUAUGGAGGGUCCUAUUUGGCUUACAAUGCAUCAUGUUACCAUUGUGGUUUUGGAUGGUAACAAGAACAAAGAGAGACGAUGGCACAGAGGACACAACUGGGAGAGAAACUGAUGAUCAUGAUGGUGGAGGAGUACAGGUCAUUGAUCUAGAUGAACCAGAAAGACGACCAGCACCAGUAGCCCGUGAAAUACAGACAACUGGAAGCAGCACUGUUGAUGACGAUGGAGGAGAUCAUAUCACUGUUGUAGAUGAAGAGGUACCCCUUGGAAUCCCGACAGCGGCUAGAAGAAAUGUUGUUGAUGAAGCAGGAAGACCAGCACAAAUGGCAACAAAUGAAGGCAUAGUUCUUCCUCUUCACGAGGCUGAAACAGGUGCACAAAUGCCUGAGAUUGGUAGACAGGAACUUCGGGCCAUUAUUUUUUAUGAGCGGAGAGAUGCCGUUAUCAAUGUGCGCAUUGGUGUUCUGAGAGAUGUUGUUGAGGAAAUGAGAGAUGCAAUCGUCGGCAGCACAGAGAGAAAUGUUGCUGCUGAUGAGGUGGAGAGGGAUGCUGCUGAUGAGGAAGUGAGUGAUGAGGAAGUGAGAGAUGUUGUCGCUCAGGGUGUGACUGAUGAGGUAGAGAGAGAUGUUGCCACUCAGGUUGCUGAGGUAGCAAGAGAUGCCACUAUUGCUGAGGCUGUUACCAGAUAUGUUAUGACAGACCUUAGCAUACAGAUCCCUGAUGAUGAGGGCAUAGUUCCACCUCUCCAAGAGGACCAAAUUGUUGAGUGCAAACCAUUGGUUGAUCAAGGGAUAGAUAGCAGAGGCGGUAGUGAUGACAAAGGUACUGAGGGCAUGGUUCCUCCUCCACAAGAGGACCAAACUAUUGAGGACAAACAUUUGGUUGAUCAGGGAAUAGAUAAUGCAGGCGGCAGUGAUUGCAAAGGUACCAAGGGCAUUGUUCUUUCUCCCAAAGAGGACCAAAAUGUUGAGAGCGAACCUUCAGUUGAUCACCAGGAGAAAGAUAUUGAGGGCGGCAGUGGUGAAUCUGGUCAGAGAGGUCGGGAGAAUCCGGAUGGUUCAAAGUAAUCUCUCUCUUAUAUGUCUUCAAUUUGUUGUGGGUUGUCUGGUUAGGAAGAAAAUUACAAAAAAACUAAAUAGUGCGUGGGUUUUUAGCAUGAGGUUUUAUUUACUUGUUUGAUGAGUAGAGUAUCUGGUAGUAAGCUAGCUGGUUAGGAUUCCAACAUAUAUGGACUUGAUGAAAUGUUGCGUUCAGGCUUUCAUGUUAUUUUUUGCUUGUGAUGCAAUGCAAGAGCUUAUAUGGAGUAUUCCUUUGCCACAAGACUCCAACAGCUGGACUAUCCUUCCUGUUCAUAUGUGACUGGGGAAAGCCAUUGGAUUGGGACCCCUUUUUAUAACGGAAAGAAUAAAAAACAUCUUUCCUA
Rubroshorea leprosula is the source of this 1959-nucleotide messenger RNA. Lineage: Eukaryota; Viridiplantae; Streptophyta; Magnoliopsida; Malvales; Dipterocarpaceae. The record is from the annotation of a GenBank genome assembly.